Messenger RNA from Porites lobata, 12154 nucleotides. The record is from the annotation of a GenBank genome assembly. NCBI's taxonomy places the organism in Eukaryota, Metazoa, Cnidaria, Anthozoa, Scleractinia, Poritidae.
AUGAAAACUUCAAGGCUUGAGAAGGAGGCCAAUAUCCGGAAAAAGCUGGAAGAAGCUUUGAAAGAUGCCCAACGAGCUAUUGCAGACAAGGAAGCUCUCUUGCAAGAUGCACGAAAUGAAGCCGCCCAACGGGAGAAUGCACACAUUGAGACCAAACAACAUAGAGAUGGUCUUCUGGCUACUCUGACGCGAACUCAGCAAACUUUAGAGGUGGAAAUGGCGGCAAAAGAUGAAUUGCAGAAUCUAGCAAAUGAGCUUAAGGAAAAGUUCCAUUUUCAGCAACAGCUUUCUGAAAAGGUAAAUCCUCAUGACAAAAAAAGGAUGGUGGAACAGACAGAAAACAUAAUGUCCUUUUUUAUUUAUUGAUGCACUGCGGCGUUUGUUAUCCUUACAAGGUCCUGAUCGCCCGAUGUAAGGUAAUUCGAGGGAUUCCUUGUCAGUGCAACUUGUCUUCCGAAUUCCUUCAGCUGAGUUCCGGAUUUCCAAAGCCCAGAAAUCCGGAUUCCACAAGCAAAAAUUCCAUAUGGGGCAACACACAUGCGUACUAGUUAGUCUUUCUUAAGCUCAUGAUUCCAAAACCAUCUGCGUUGAUGCGCGUCACCUAAAAUACAGAUAAUAAUUUCUCUGCUGUAUAUCACACAGACUGCUAUUCAUGCAUCCAACAUUCAGACAAAAUUUGAACUUUUCUUCAAAAUAUCCGAUUCUCUAUAAUAAUUCAUUAACUAUUUGCAUUUUUAUUUCGAAUGAUAGGAAUUGAGCGAGAUGCGUUGUAGCCUGGACGAAGCCAACAAGAGCAUUGAAUUGAUAGAAAGGAGGACUCAUGAGGAAUAUGAUUCCAGUGAAGAAAAAAUUUCAGCCAUGUUAGCAAAAAUUAAAAACCGACAUGAAAUGGAGUUUCAAAAGUUUAAGGAAGAGUCGGAGGCCGCUUACGAAAACGGGGUACAGAAUUGUUCUAUUACUAUUAUCACUGCAGGUAUUAUUCUAGGGUAAAAUAUUUCAAAAAGAAUUUUAAGGCAUUGAUCAUCAAGUGUUCCCCGUUUAUGCUACAAUCCGAGGGCUUUCUUCAACUUUAAGUCUAGUCUCACACCCCGUCCACACUAACAUUUCGAUACGUUUAGGCCUUCAGCCACCGUCGAAAACGGUUGUGACUAUAAAGGAUACCCCAAAGUCAGAUUGUCAUCUCCACUCAAAGUACAUAAGAGGAGUCUUAACUUAAAGUAGUAAAUAAGAGAAGAAAGAAAACAGAAGAAAACAGUAGAUAGUAUGUAGGACUCGAACCCGCGUCAUUUGAUGUAUAAUCCACAUCCAUAUCCACUACACCAUCAAGGGCUAGCUGCCGAGACUGGUUAAUUUUAACGUACUUUGCACGCCGUUGAUCAUUACGUUAUUGAAAGCUAACUGUUUUUAAAACAGUGCUUAACCGUAAUCACUGUUCUUCGGUGCUAAACCCUGUAUUCAACUCUUUCCGGUGCACAACUGUCUCUUACUCUGAUUUCCCCACUUUUCUAAAAGUUCUCGUGCCCAGUAAAUUCGCCUAAAUAUAGUAGUACGUGGUAUAGAGUAUAGCGUUGUGCAAUAAACAUAAGGUCUCCAACCUGAUUUUGAAGUAUCCAUUCUAGUCCCUACCCGUCGAAAACAGUCGAAAACGCAUCGAAAUGAAAACAAUGACCGAAAAUAUGGCAGGCGCGUUUGUUUGUAACAUGCGUAUUGAGUUCAACUCACGUCACAAUGUGCAAUUCUUUGGUUCUUGAGCGCUUUAGUGUGGACAGUCGAAGACUCAUAACGGUAGUGUGGACGCGAAUCGAUUCAUGCGUUUUCGACGACAACGAUACGACUUAAUAUGGGCCUUUUGAUAAGUGAGCGCCAGCUUAGCUACCUUUUGAGGCAUUACACGACAAAAUGGUCCAAUCUAGUUUCACUUUAUUGUGAAUAGUGCUACUCUCAGUGCAUUUGAUCCUGAAAAACGCUAGCAUAUAUUUCAAUAUCAGUUUGGAAAUAUAUUUUUAAGAAUACGAAAGAAAGUCACGAAACUGAAAAUUUUCUCAAGGGACAUUAGGGACGAAUGAGCUCAACAAACCGCGACCGGAAAGUGGCGCAAAACAUAAAUGAAAAUGUUUUUUAUUCUCUUCAGAGUAGCUAAAAACAGUAGAAAUACAAAAUUUUUUUUUUGCUAGGUAAGGCAGAUUAGAAUCCAGCUAGAUGAUGCAUUCCUGAACCUUGAAACUACUAGAGAUGACAACGUUCAUCUUAAGGCUGAGGCUGAAGCAUUGAAUGCCAAAGUUAUCAACCUCGGAGCCAAGGUACGUCAAGCCCAGGGGGAAAUUCAACAUAGUAUUAUACGGGAAGGCUCCGCCCCAAAGUUCAACCCCCCUUAACUUCUCCCUUACCCUUUUAUUUACCAUUUUUGACAGAAAGCGUACCCCUUUCAUAUACAGUCUCAGGGGCGGAUCCAGGAUUUUUUUUAGAGGGGGUGCACUCGUCUCUUGCUCUACUUCAACACCAAUAAACCACAUAGUUUUUUUUUGCAGAAUACCAGUUGUAUUAGAAAACCGCAGGUCAUCUCAGGAGGGGGGGUCCUCCCCCUAGAUCCGCUUCUGAGUCUAUUGACAAAUAGCACCCCUUUCACAUACCUUCUUUAGAACUCUUUAUUUGCUGUAAAUGCACUGUCUUUUAAAAUAUAAAUAAAUCAAAAAGUGUGUUCUCCACUUUUUCACAACCAUUAAAUGCAUCUUUUAGCCCCUUCUGGGCCUUUUUACAGACCGAAAUGACAGAUUCCCCUAAUUUUCCAUAUACUUCAACAGGGUAAGAUCCACACCCUUUCAUAUAGUAAAACUGACUUAACAGGUCUAUAAAAGCCCUUUUGUUGUUACUUAAGUGCGCCAGCCUAGAAGCUCAGAAAGCAGAGCUGUUUAAAAAUCUGAAGUUGGAACGACAGCAGGCAGCAAGCAUGAUAAAGAAUCUUGAGAUCAAGCUGCGAGAAGCUGACAAAGCCCUGAUGGAUCAAGUGCGACAAUUUGGUGUCACAUUUAAGACUCGUCAUCCUGUGAAUCUAGAGGUAGAGGCCUUCGCUACUUUACUGGAAGCCGAGGAAAAAAGGUAGAGUAACGUCGAGAGUCUCUACGUCUAUUUCUGAUAAAAUUGAAGUCGCGACGAUCACUAUUUUUUUUCGGAUGAUCGAAACGAUCAUUCAUGUGGGAUGAAUAGGUAAACUUAAAAUUACUGAAAACUCCCAGUCAAUAUUUACAAGUUCAGACCAACUGUAAUUUGGUGUGUUAUUUUACCAUUAAAUUACUUAUAAGGGACCAGUCAUAAUUAAAGUUGGAGGGCUAAUUUUUUGGAUGGAAUAUGGGGGCCAUAAAAAGCCAAAAGAUGACCUUGGGGGGUCUUCAAGUUUCUUUUAAGUAGCAUCCCUACUGAGCAGCAUGAUGUUUGAGUAUUAAAGGAAAUGAUUUUGAUUCAGUUUUACACAAAGUCCAAUAUUGUGUAAUACUAAAACAAUUUAAUCAGCAUUUUGACAAAAAGAUUUAAUGCUCAAAUAGUAGGUGCAUAAACACAACAUCCAUUAUUGUGUAACACUGAAACAAUUUCAUCGGCAUUUUAACAACUGAUUACAUGCAUAAAGUCAUGUUAUGCAAUCUCACUAUCUGAAUCAUUAUUUGUAGAUGAGGUUGAUGUGGACUCUCUGUCUGUGUCACCGUCAAGUUUUUUGCUAUUAGAGCAUGUACUGCUCAUAUAAAAAGCAGUAAGCUUUGGCUGAUUAUCUUCUUUCUUCCUUGAAGCGGUCUUGUCGGCCUCUCAUCUUUCGAUGGCUUGUCUUAUCUCAAUUAUAACACAAUCACUGAUAUAUCCUUGCUCUAUAAGCUGUUUGAGAGGCUGUAGGUGAAAUCUCUUUCUCAGUUUAGUGUGAAGUGCUUCUCUGUUGUUAGUUGGCACAUUCGGAAGUGACAGUGAGUAAGAACGGUAAAGUAAAGAAAAUGUUAUUUGUUAUUACCAUUUGGGUAUUAUGUAUAAGAAAGGGGGGCCCUUAAAUCUUUUAACAUGAUUGAAGGGGGGGGGGGUGCCUAAAAACAUGGGUGCUAUUAGUGGGGGGUCUGGAAAUAAUUUGGAAUAAAAAACAAUUUCUCCUCCACCCCCCCCCCCCCCUCCAACUUAAAUUAUGAGUGGUCCCUAAUAAUUGAAUGGGGUUUUCCCUUCUUUAACCAGCAUGAUAGCCUUUGCGCUAUUCAGGGCGAAGGCUUUUGCGCUGUACUCUACAUAAAUAAAAAAGUUUUGCUUUUGUUUGUUUGUUUGUUUACAUUUAUAUAGUGUGAAACUUCUGUUUCUUAAGGCUUAAUCUGUCCGUGGAGAACAAGCGUGCCACUGGAUCUGUUCGUUGUCAACUCUGUCAUCCCAAUGGUCAGAUACGGAAAGGUUCAUCCACGAACCUGCAUGGUGCAACGCAUGCGCAUCAUCAUCAACCAGUUACAAGUACGGCGAUCAAGCAAACUGUGACGGAAGUCAACUCCACAUCAGGUGAAACCUUACUGACUGCAUUUCCUAUAAUAUAUAAGGAUAAGUAUAGGGAGUUGUCAAGACGUGAAUGAAACGGGAGAUUCGCCCCAUGGGAUGAGGGGAGUCCAAGACAUUCUUAGAUUCCACACUGGAUUCCGAAAUUCCAAUUACUGGAUUCCUGAUUGCUUGUCAUUGGAACUUGCAUUCCGGAUUCCAAUUGUUAGCGGCAUUCCGGAUGUCAAAACCCAGGUGUCCAGAUUUCACAAGCAAAAGAUUUCCAGAUUUCGGAAACCGGCCUGAUUUGCCUUCAUUUCCAUGGGACGAUGAGAUGACCUUGCUUUUAGUGGUAACCCCUAUCAAGAGAGGAUAAUGGGAUUCCGUCUCUCUUACCCCUGUUGAACUUAUACUCAUACUACGUGUUUAACAAGUAACGGUGACUUGUGUCGAUCAUUGCAUUUAAAGGUCAGGUUGCUGAGCCCACAGGAGGGAGCUUAAGCAAAGACGUUUUGAGCAACGCUUGUCAACCGGAAGUGAAACCUUCUUCCUUUUCAUAUGCCUUAACGCUAACAAAUUUGUAUUGUUAAGUUUCUUUUCUCUGAUAAAGACAAUUUACCCGAGCGUUUCAACCAAACAACAGCCCAAUAAUGCAAAAAUUCUACUUCCGGGUUACGUCCUUAUCUCAAAAACGCCGUCACGGUCACGUGUCAAGUGACUCUGAGCUCAAUAUGUACGCAGUCUUUUUCUUUUCAGCCUAUUCCAGGCUUUCAGAAAGUAGGGACGUGGCAAAAAAUAAAACUGGCCAGUUCCAGGCUCUCAGAUAGCGGGGAAGACGCAAAAGUAGCAGGCUAGAAUAAAACAAGCCUAGCGAAAAUAAGACGUGCGCGAUCUGGGGAAGCCCCCUCGAGGAGUUUUUCACAGCAACUUUUUACCGUUCAACUGCACCGCUAUAUUCUGCUGCUCUACUAUCUGGGAGCCUGGGACAGCCGGCUAGUCAGUUCGUUUUUACUGUGAUUCAGUGUAAAUUUGUUGGGCCAGCAACUCACACACAAAGCGAUCACCAACUUGCGGAAUGCCCAUGAAUGAUCAUUUUACCAAUUUCCACAGUAAAACAAAGGGAUUAUAGUUGAACUUAGAUUUAAAAUCUCAGUGCACUCACUUCUCACUUCUGAAAGCAAUUAUCUAUACAUUCCUUAUAUAUCUAUAAAAUUGUAACCAUAUCUUUUGGUAGCUGUACAUGGUGAAUCGUCUGUGACAAACGUGAAGCAUGUAGUCGAACCCGUAACCAGUUCAAGUCUAAUCCUGGAAAAUCCCAGCCAUUUUUCUUUAAGGUAGCGCUCAUUUUAAGGUUUUUUAAUUACUUCUGGUGGAGACUUACAGUUCUUAGUUGCACGUUGACACCGUCUUCGCAGUCUUUUCUGAAAAAAUUUUUCUUGGCCAGUGUAUUCUUUGCCCUCCCCUCACGUAUAUGGAUGGAUACUUAUGAGAUAGUUCGGGACAGGGAAGGGCUAUACCAUUCAUUCCCAAGAGAAGUAUACCAGUACUAUUCCAUGAUCAGUGGACAUCAUCAACCAAAAAAGGAAAGCAAAGCCUCAUCUUUUGUCCCUUACUCCUUUACAUUUUCUGAACUUCAGUGGAGACUUGUCAGAAGUGCAAUUAAUAUUUUUGUGUAUACCUGUUGCUCGUUUUACCGGCCCAAGGCAAGCUUGUUUCGCAGCAAGUGACGCAACUCCUGCGUAAUUCAAUCCAAUUAGAAGUCAGUAUUCAUGCAUCUUGCAGCAACCUAGCUUUAUUUGUUGCAAGACAGAUUUGAACGUGUGGGUGGUAAAACAUGCAACGUUGCUAUUCGACACGUUCUGCGCCAUGCAGCAUGUUGCAAAACAAGUUGCACUUUGUUUUGGCCCGUUUUACCCUAGCUUAACACAUACCAGCAGCCUCGACUCGUUAAAUGAAAAGGUCAAUAACAGUUUUGACACACGGUUAUGUCUCCUUCAAUUAUGCUUCCAAUAACAGAAUAUAACGCUUCGUGGCAUUUCUUGAUCUAAUGGUAAAGAUUUGAUUGUCUUUUUGCUAAUUCAGCCAGAGGGAAGAUUUUUUGACCUUAGAAGUUCAUCCGGACGGUGACUUUGUGCGUGUCUUCAACAAUUCAGAGUUCAAAGUGAGUUCAAGGAGAGCAGCUAGUUCUUUUCCGCAGUUUUGUCACUUUUAAUCACUAUUUAUUUUAAAGAAUCGGAAGAAAGAAGUGUUCUUUUUUUACUUGAACUCCUCAUGGUGAGAAAGAGAAAUAUAAUUGCUUAACAUAAAAGGUGUUUAUAAUUACUCAUUAGCGCCAACCUUCUAGAUUAAAGUACACAAGAAGCUAGUCUUGUUUUCUAACCAUCCCGUUCAUCUGGACCUAGAACCGAUUGUUUCACGUACGAGUUUUAUUCUUUCAUAUCUUGGUUUUUACAGUCUAAAAUUAAUCUAAUGGUAAAGAUGAUGAUAAUGAUAAUAGAGCGGUUUUCCCUUGACUGUCGUAAAACCAAAACCAAAGAAAUUGCGUGAGUGAAACUUGAGUAAAACUAAAACCAAAACACGAUUUGCGUUUACUUGCGAAUUUGAUUGGCUGAGAAAACAAUGCCUCCUGGCUGAUUGGUAGAGCUAUUUUAAAGAGCCAAUCAGAAAGACGAACCAAAACCAAAACCAAACCAAUUCCUCAGUUUCGACAGUCAAGUGAAAACCGCUCUAACGUUCAAUUAAAAGCAAAUACAGUCGAAACUCCAUUUGCGACAAUCUCUCAUAUAAGCGACCACCUCAAUCCCAUAAGCGCCCACUUCUCCCAAACACAAAAAUUUUCCCAGUCAAAGCCCUAAUUUGCCACCAUCCUCGGAGACCCAGGGGCAGAUAGUGGGGGCCAGGGAAAGUCUAAACGGGCGGAAAAAUAUGGCACGAAGAAAAGUAAAGAACGGCGAGAAGAGCCCCUGGGGACAAUGUCUUACCAGACCAGUUCCAGACGGUCGCCGCCGUUCUGGCUUCUGAUUGGUGCCAGAAAAACACAAGUUUUCUGCCACCAAUCAGAAGCCAGAACAACGACGACCGUCUGGAACUGGUCUGGUAAGACAUUGUCCCCAGGGGCUCUUCUCACCGUUCUUUACUUUUCUUCGUGCCAUAUUUUUCCGCCCGUUUAGACUUUCCCUCGCCCCUACUAUCUGCCCCUGGGUCUCCGAGGAUGAUUUGCCACAGGAUUACUGCGAAUUCCUUUGCAUUAGAGUUUAUCACCUUUCGAUCAAUUAUGUUACGUAUUUCCGACGACAUCCCGCUUCUCAUCAUUUUACAUGUAUUUUUAAUUAUUUCGUUACAGGAUGAAGAGAUUGGUGGAUUUAUUAUUCGACAGAAUGUAGCUGGUAGGCCUGUUAGUUUGUUCCGUUUUCCUCCGGAAACUCUUCUCAAGAUUCAAACCUAUACAACGGUAAGGAUCGAUACAAAAUUAAUUGAAAAUGAAGAAAUGAUCGUCGCAGUGAACGCAAUUUAUGCAAUUGCGUAAAGAGGCCUGAAUUUUUUUUCCGGCUUUUUUUUUUCAGGCUUUACGCAAUUGCAUAAAUUGCGUUCACUGUGACGAUCAUUUCUUCAUUUUCAUUUCAUUUCCGCAGUUCAUAUAUGAUUUAUUUCAUAUAUCAUUAACACAAAAUUAAGUUUUGACAGCCUGUCCUUUGCAUGCCUCUAGUAUAGUAUUAAAUGUAUUGUUAUUUAGCCUGGUAAAUGGAGCAACAAUCGAAUAAGCGUCCUAGGCGCAUGGUUUUUCAAAACUUGACAGCCAUUCUCACUGCCAUAUGAUGUAUGGCGAGUAAGGCUUUUUAGCGGAGCUCCCGCGCGCGCGAAGCGCGCGCGCAGCGGAGCACCAUGGGUAAGAAAAUUUGGUAAACCAUCCAUCCCAGAAAAUUUGGUUAUGACGUAGCGUACGCCCGUCCGUACACACACUUCAUGUAAGCCGAUGUCAAAUGUCACAACAGAUCUUGCACAACUUGACUAGCCUCUUAGUUAUGUAAGCCAUUCGUAUGAGUACGAUUAGAUUGACAGCUGUCAAAAUCAGACAUCCGCUGACAAUUAUCACAUGACCGUCUCGCGGGCUCAGAUAAAAGACCAAUCGUUUUGCCCCUAUAUGUAAGCUGAUAUAAUAUGUCACACUUACCAAUUCAACAUAAAAACGAAACUACGCCGGGCAAAGCUGUCAGUUAGCUGACAGUCGUUUAAAGUUAUAUUGGCAGGCCAAAUUAAGGUCCAUUGACAGCUGUCAAAAUGGGACAUGUGCAGACCGCUAUCAGAAGGGCUCAGGUUCGCUCAGGUACACGAUCUGACAUUUUGCAUUACAUGCCGGACGGAAAUGUCCUACUCACACUCGUGGUCUGUUAAUUCGAAUAUUCGCCAUUCUAAUGAAGGUUAAUUGACAGCUGUCAAACUAGAGUAUACGCUGACCAUCAUCACCUGAGUGGAUCGCGGGCUCAUUUUUCUAUCUAUUGAGGUCACGUAGUGUUUAAAGUUUUGCGCUGAUAUUUUAUUUGAUCACGGGCUCAAUUCGAAGCCCCAUAGCUUUAUAGAAAAUCUAUCCAUGCUAGAAAAUUCGGCAAUCUCGUGACCGUACACCGACCACCCGACCCUCCGUCCGUCCGUGCCACAGGCAUACCAAUGUUUAAUCUCACACUUUCUAGCUAGUUUGGGAGCCUGCGACCUGAUAUUGUACAUCCAUGUUUUGAUUAAUUCACACCUGUCAAAACAGUGUUUCUGCUGACCAAUAUCGCCUGACCGUAUCGCGGGCUGAGGUAUCGACCUUUAAAAAGCAUAUGAAAUAAGUCGUGUUUCAUGAGCCGCACUUUUAAAAUGUUGAUUUCGAACUGAUCUCGGACACGAAAAUUCAACCGGCUUUUACAUUUACAUGCAGGGAAGGCAAUCGCUUUUGACUUUUCUCACUGUCACGCGUUGAUCACGCUCUACGUCCAAUUUUUAUGUUCUGAUUGGUCAAAAUUUGACAGGUGAGUUUAUGCGGAAAAUUUCUGCAGCGUCUUGAAACUUGCUUACUGAUAGCUGGAGCUGAGAGAGUUUUGUGUCAUCUUGUGAUGUUUUAAACUGUCUUUUUCUACUUGGUGUACAAAAUGAAAUACAGCUGCUAUCAAGAUUGUUCUGUACAUGUAAUUCGUGGCUGGUUUGUUUAUUGCGCUUUUUGCUGACAAAUGCACCGCUUGUCAAAGUCAUUGGAAAUCCGAUUACGGAUGGCAUCGUUUUCAACAGUUUUCAAAAAUGAGCUUACUCACUUGCCCUUGCUUGAGGGGUAAGAAGGUUGAAAAGUCUCAAGCGAUUCUGGAACACUUGAUGACCUUCAGAAGCAGCAUCUCGACUGGUAAGCUUGAGCCAUUAUUGUUUUUGAUGAAAUUUUUUUUUUUCGGUUUCCUGAAGUCGAGCGUAUGGUUUACGCGGCUUAAGUUAAAACACGAGCAAUGAUCUAACCUACAAUAGUAUCAGGUUUAAAAAGCCUUUAGACAUUUUUUGACCCGCAAAUUCAAAGAAAAGGUUCCGAAGAUUAUUUAGUUAUGUUUUGGGCUGUAAACAGAAAGCUCUGAGCGAUUUUCUUGCCUCGAGUUCAUCUUGAAAAAGAGCGAACGCCGGGAAGCUGGCUUAAAACAUAAAUAAGCUUAUGCUUGCCUGACUCAUGAUUUUCUGAGACACUUUCCUCUCAAUACUUCUCUUCGUGAAUGAAAAUUAUUGUCUCUGUACAUGUUUCACCGAAUUAAACUUAUUUUAUUGAUUGUUAGUAGUCCCUCUCGCAGUUUUCAUCGCUGCACCGGUUGUUUCCAGUCGAACAUAAACAUCUCAUGUAGGAAUACUCAAAACGCCGCGCGUAAAUAUCACUCGCUUUAAAGAUCAUAGAACAAAAUCAUACACAGUUUAAUGAAUAAAGGGAAAUAAAACCUAAACAUAACAAUUUCUCUAUCAUGUUGAAGCGUAAAUGGUAACUCUAUUAAUCGCACUGCAAAUUUGGUGCCUGUCAAAAGUGAGAACCCGUCCGGCUGGCCGAAAAGUGAUUUUAUCGUUUUCAUUAAAAGCCCAUAAUUAUUACCCCGCAUAUCACAUAGGACCAGAUUUUUCUAACAGAAAACGUUUUAUAAUUCAAUGCUAUAAUUUGUUGUGCAAAGGAAGCGCGUGCUUUGAUCGUCGUGGAUAUUGAAUGAGUGCAAAUUCUCUUGCAAAAUUGUGAAAAACUGCAGAAUUAUAAGUUUACAUAGGGCAAAAAAGAACAAAUUCUGUCCGAGGUCUGUGUACUGUUUACCUGAGACGUGAUGAGAAAAAGUAUGUUUAAAAGGCUGGUUUACACGCCACCAGAUUCGUCGCCAAGAUUUACUAGUAAACUAAACUUGUCGAACACAAAAAAUCCGGCCUGAUUUUUAUUUUGGCCUUUCUUUUAGACAGAGGAAUGCAACGUGUAAAUUGGCUGCCACCAGGACUAUCGUGGCGCAAAUGUUUCUUAAAAUUAUAUUUCGGGGUUGUCCAAUUAUCCAUAGUCUCUCUAACGGAGCAAUGUUGGAGAGACUGAUGAAUGCCACAUUAUGAUGCUACAGCUAAUGCAAAUACAAUACACGAAUAGGUCUAUUUGUUUUCCAGGCCUAAUCUACUGUGAUCGAACAUGAUUGCUAUUUUUCGGUGUACAAGUAACUUGAUGUAAAAUUUGUUUCACUCUUGGACGGUCGAAUUCUGAUUUUUCUCUAAAAUCACUCAGCCUUUGCCUCAAAAGUCAAAUGAAUGUGGCCUGAUCUGUGGAUUACAAGUUUAUUGUUUGAUUUAAAUUAUGAAUUUAUUAACGGGAGCUUCGCUUUUAGCCCUGGCUAAAUCUAUAUAUUAUUUCUGUGAUGCAAACUUCUUCUCGAUCGUCUACUUCGUCUCUAUUAUCCCUGCGCUUUUCAGCAUCGUUAUCUUUACUUGUCUCUUCAUCAUACUUCAGGAAACUUUAGUACACAAACAAAAAGAAGGCAUUGUCUCUUGGACCAGUGAUGUAAAUUGUGCGAGACAAGAGAUUGUUUUUGUUUUUCCUAUAGGUAUGGUCCGCGUCAAGCUUAUCAAAUCACAAUCCUCCAUCAGAAUUCGUGAACAGAGAUCACCAUCAGUGGAGGACUGGACCAAAAUGUACCACAAUCCUUUGCAAGCCAAAUGGACAGGUGAGGCAGGCAUUUGUUAGCUGUUGUACAUGAGAUAAAACAACUGAAUCUCACCUACAGAAGAGUCAACACCGAACUAUUGAUCCACCAAACUAGGAAAUAAAGCAAGGUACUCACGGCAUUUUCUAAAAGAAAUCCACUUUUAAGUAUUACAAGGGCAACCUCUGCCAAAAAUGCCAAAUCAGGUGAAAAUGAUGACAGAAGAGGCACUAUUUUGCAUGUAUUUUUUUUUUUAUCAAACCUCAGCUCCUCUUUUAACCAAGAGCCGUUCCUUUUUUCAAUACACUCUAAACGUAGUUUUGUUAAUAUUUAUUAUAAUUAUGGAAUCCUUUUCACAGCCCGUGUCAUGGACCAAAGUUGUUUGCCCAAGAGACAGAGAAGGGAAACGGUUCUCUAAUCCUCCAGCUGACGCCGCUUAUUAUUCCCACAGAAGUAAGACUAGCAGCUUUGAUGCCAUUACUGAAAGGCGGAUUUGGCGGCCAUGA